UCAAUGCAUCAGCAGUGACCGACCGACCACCACUAUGUAGUAGUAGUAGUGGGUACCAGAAAUAGAAAUAGGAAUGCCAUUCCUUCAUUCACAUAAACCCCUAUGCUGCAAUUCGAUUGGUUGCGGUGAGAGAGUGAGAGAGGAGAUGGGGAGGGAAACUCACAUUCUGGUGUUGCCUUUCCCGCUCCAAGGUCACAUAAACCCUAUGCUGCAAUUCUCCAAACACCUCGCCAGCAAAGGCCUCAAGGUCAGCUUCAUAACCACCACCUCCGUUCGCAAUACCAUCCACCUCCAACUCCCUUCCUCCGUCGCCAUCCAGUACAUUUCCGACGGCUACGACGACGAAAAACAAGCCGAAAGCCUCGACGAUUACCUCCGGCGUUUCCAAGACGUGGUGUCGAAGACCUUGGCCGACUUCAUCGUACAAAAACAGAAGGCCGAUGAUCCCCCGAAGCUCCUGGUGUACGACUCGGUCAUGCCGUGGGCUCUGGAGGUGGCUAAGGGGCUAGGGCUGGGCGGAGCUUCGUUCUUCACGCAGUCCUGCGCCGUGAACGCGAUCUAUUACCAUUUGAAUCGAGGCCAUUUUGAGGUCCCUCUGGGAGGCCCGGCGAUGCUGUCGCUGCCGGAAAUGCCGUUGCUGGGGAUCGACGAUCUGCCGUCGUUCAUCUGUGACGAUGGAGCCUACCCGGCUUUGCUGAGGCUGGUGGCCAAUAUGUUCUCAAAUUUUCGUGACGCGGAUUGGCUGCUGUUUAACACCUUUGACAAAUUGGAGGAACAGCAGAUGGUGAAGUGGAUGAUGGCAAGCCAAUGGCCGAUCAAGACGAUAGGACCCUCUAUUCCAUCCAUGGGCUAUGACGACCAAGACUACGGCCUCAGCCUCUUCAGCCCCAGCGCCGAAGCCGCCUGCAUCAACUGGCUCGACUCCAAGCCCACAGCCUCUGUCGUCUACGCAUCCUUCGGCAGCCUGGCCUGCUUAAGUGAAGCCCAGAUGGAGGAACUGGCAUGGGGCCUCCACAAUGCCACCGCGGCCGCCCACUUCCGCUUCCACUUCUUGUGGGUGGUCAGGGCUUCCGAAGAGGCCAAGCUCCCGGCAAACUUCGUCGACGAGACGUCGGAGAUAGGGCUGAUCGUGAACUGGAGCCCUCAGCUUCGGGUGUUGGCUCACCCGGCUGUCGGCUGCUUCAUGACUCACUGUGGCUGGAACUCCACGCUCGAGGCGCUGGCGCUGGGGGUCCCGAUGGUGGCGAUGCCGCAGUGGAGCGACCAAGCGACGAAUGCCAAGUAUAUUGCAGAUGUGUGGCGAGUAGGGUUGAGACUGGGUGCUGAUGACAAGGGAGUUAUUACCAGGCAGGAGAUUGGGGUGAGGAUAAAAGAGGUGAUGGAGGGAGAACGGGGAAUUGAGCUGAGGAAGAACGCAAUGAGGUGGAGGGAAUUGGCUAGAGAGGCCGUACAGGAAGAGGGAAGCUCUGAUAGCAACAUUGAGGAAUUUGUUUCAGGACUCUAGUGUGCCCUUAGCCAUUGCCCGCUGGGACAUCAAAAUGAAACCAAAUUUACUUGUACAACCCCAGCAUAUUAACAAGUACGUACGUAGAAGGCCUGGGAUUAUAUCUACUAUACUCUGGUAGAAAGACCUACAAACUCUCCAUGUUCGGUAGAGAAAUAUAUCACCGCCUAAAUGUAUUGGUGGUUGUGAUUAAUAGCGAAAACGAUUACCUGCAAACCUAGUGUAUAGCGAAUACCACGGUACUUGCCCAUAGAAGGUGUGCCAUUAGCAUAUCUGAAAGGGCAAAACCUGCUGGCUGCCGCAUUUCCUCCACUGAAGGUCAUUCAAACCUUAAGCAGGUCAUUGCAAAUCAAUAUGUUCAUUUUAGCCUGGGCUGCGCACACAAACCUACUGUUCUCUUCAAUAAAACAACAUGUCAAGCCUUUAUUCUACCACA
Molecule: messenger RNA, 1940 nt
Organism: Diospyros lotus (date-plum)
Lineage: Eukaryota; Viridiplantae; Streptophyta; Magnoliopsida; Ericales; Ebenaceae
Product: mogroside IE synthase-like
Exons: 2
Coding region: 74-1504 (476 amino acids)
Molecular function (GO): UDP-glycosyltransferase activity
Source: RefSeq, a predicted model, not a curated record